Messenger RNA from Lolium perenne, 1443 nucleotides. NCBI's taxonomy places the organism in Eukaryota, Viridiplantae, Streptophyta, Magnoliopsida, Poales, Poaceae. The record is from RefSeq and is a predicted model, not a curated record.
AUGCGGUCUGUCUGCGCCGCCGGGAGUCGCGGUGCCUCCAGCUGCACGGACGACGAGCGUGACAAUUUACACCCGGAAGCGCCGACGUACCUGGGCCUCCCCCUGUCGGCUGAAAAGCUCCGGCUAGCGGCCUUCUCGCCCCUCAUCGCCAAGGUUGACAAGUACCUGUCUGGCUGGCGUGCUCUGCUGCUGUCGUCCGGCGGUCGCGUCGUUCUACUGAAUGCCGUGCUCGACGCCCUCCCCACCUUCGCCAUGGGCGCUCUGGAGCUCCCGCCUGGCAUCCUGGCUGCCCUGGACAGGCUGCGUCGUGCCUUCCUCUGGGCGGGCUCCGACAAAGUGUCUGGCGCCCAAUGCCUGGUGGCGUGGGACUUCGUCUGUCGUGCCAAGACCGAGGGUGGCCUGGGCGUUCGCUCGCUCGCCGAUCAGAACAAAUGCCUGCUGUUGAAGCUGCUCCACCGCCUCCACUCCGCCGUCGGGGAAUCUUGGCCUCGCUGGGUCUGGGCGAGCCUCAAUGGCGCGCCGCUUGACGCCGUCGAAGGGGCUGGUGCGCUCUGUGGCUCUCACUGGAGCUCCCUCCUCCGGCUCCUCCCUCUUUAUCGAGACAUAUCCAGAGUUGCAGUCGGAGACGGCGCCCGCACCUCCUUCUGGCUGGACUCCUGGCUCCCCAUCGGUCCCCUGCUGUCGGCCAUGGCGGAGCUCUACUCCCACUGCGUCUCCCCCGCCGCCACGGUGCAGCAGGUGAUCCACGCCGGCCUCGACAGCCUGCUGGUCCGUCGCCUGUCCUCCUCUACCUCCAGGCAACGGGACACGCUCCUUGACCUCCUCCGUGGUGUGCGCCUCGGCUCAACUCCAGACCGGCGCUCUCUCCCCCUCUGUGGUAAAAAAGACGGCGGGAUCCGCACCUCCGAUGUGUACGGGCUGUGCACCAUGGGCGGCGUUCAGGAUGAGCACUACGCUCUCGUCUGGCGAAACUGGGCCCCUUCACGUGUCCGUUUCUUCGCCUGGCUCCUGGUGCGCGGCCGCAUACAGUGUCGCGCCAACCUCCUCCACAAAGGGAUCAUCGACCUCGCAGCCAGCAGUUGUCCCCUCUGCAAUGGCGCUGAGGAAACUCCUGCCCACAUCAUGUUGGGGUGCCCCUUCGCCCGCCGUUUCUGGUGCUCCAUUGGCGCCACCUGUGACGAGACCUGGCCUGUUGGAGUUGCUGCUUCCUGCGCGCUGCCUGCGUCUGCGCCUCACGCGACGUCCUCCACCCUCCGCCUCCUGUGCUUCUGGCACCUGUGGAAGCACCGAAAUGGCGUGGUUUUCCAGGGGCUCCCUCCCUCCCUUCCGCUGCUCCGUAAGAACUGCCGCGAUGACGCCGUCUUGUGGCGUGCGAGACUCCCUGCUGAGCUCCGGGGCGAUGUCGACCUGUGGCUCACCUAUUUCCUCCCCGAGCGACCAUGA